AUGGCUGUCCCCGAGGGCACCGCAGCGAGAUCGGGCACGGAAACUGUGGCCUGCGCGGCCGCUUCGGGACCCACUGGUCCCCCCGAGGCGGACUUGGCUGCCCAGCCUGGGCAAGCUCCCGCGGGCGCUCCGGGGGAGUUCAGACGGCCGCCGACCUCCUGCACGGGGGCGAGGCCGACAGACAUGUCCGCAGUUCCGGCCGAUUCGCCCAUGGCGUCGCACGAGCUGAACGGCGCAGCUCCCACGCCUGCGCCCGCGGCGCCAGGGCACGGCCCUUCCGCGGCCGAGGAGCCGCGGAAGCCCGCCGAAAUCGCGGUCACGCGCUUCGACGGAGACGACGCACACUUCUCGGAGCCGCAGGAGCCGCAGAACCCCCCCGGGGGGGACUCGGAAAGCGACAUUGGCAUCAACAGUGACGAGGAGGAACCCAGGGAGGCCGCCGCGGCGGACGCGGACAUGGACGGCGACGACGACAACGUUUCCGUGCCCGUCAUCUGCAAUGGGCUCCAGGGAGUCUUCUACGUCGCGGACCAGAUGUUCGUGUGCACGUGCGCGUCGUGUCUGCGGCGCGCGGAGGCCGGGAACGAGCUCCGGAUGACGCCGACCGAGUUUGAACGACAUGCCGGGAUGGCCGCGAGCAAGAAGUGGAAGUACUCCGUGCGGAUCCUGCAGCCCGAUGGGUCGCACUCGCAGGCGCUCACGCUGGGCCGGUGGAUGGACGACCACAACAUCACCACCAAGUACAACCGGUCCUCGAAGCCGUCGCGCGUCGGGCGCGCGGACGGCAAGGCCAUCGGCGUCGCGGCGCAGCGCGACUCGGGCGUACGCCGCUCCUCCAGCCGCGCCGCCCUCAACCUGUUCAAGACGAUCGCCAGCCGCACGCCGCGGCGGGGACCCGAGCUCGCGCUCGACGAGGGUCAGUUCUCGGCGGACGCGCGGAUCAACGUCGGGCCGGGGUACCAGGCCAGUCCGCUGCCGGAGUGGCGGCCGCGUCCGCGCGGCAUCUCGGACGCGGCGGAGCACCGUCUGACCGGGCUGCCCGGGCCAUGCGAGCAGGACGCCCUGGCGCACGACGAGCUCGCGGAGGCGCCCGAGGGCCUCGUGGACGACCUCGCGGCCGAGGAGGUCGAGCUCGAGGCGAAGCGCGCCGCGGAGGAGGCGGGGGAGGACGUGGUUGCCGCGCGCGGACGCGUCGCCGUGCUCGAGGGCCGCACGCAGCGCACCCGCAAGGCGCCGCAGUGGCUCGAGGGCAGCGUGAACCCGAUGCACGUGUCGUCGCUGUGCGGGUACGAGCAGGUGCGGCACGGGCGGCAGGAGGACGCGGCGGGCACGUUGCCGCACAACCCGCUGCACCAGGCGGCGGGGCAGGGCGGGUUCGCGGACCACUCCGGCGGAGGGCACGACCGCAGCACGGGGCCGUCGCCGGCGACGCACGUGAGCUUCGGGUCGGGCGCGACGGCGGCGGCGGCGCAGGUGCAGCGGCUGGGGCUCUACCCGCGCUCGAGCUCGAAGCGGCAGAGCCACGCGAGCCUCGCGGUGCAGCCGGAGCACGACGAGGGCCCGAUGAAGCGCAUGCGCAUGUCCUCGCUGUGCUCCCUCGCGGCCCUCGCCGCCGUCGACGACGGCGACGCCGACGUGUCCCUGUCCGACUGGUCGCUGCGGCCGUCCGGAGACCUCCAGGUGACGGUCUCGCUCAACGGCAUUCCCUACAAGGGCGUCCUGCAGCCCGAGGGCGGGCUGCUGCGCGGCUCCGGCAACGCGUACCUCUCUGCGCCGGACCUCGCGGCAAUCGCGCGCGUCACCGCACCCAGUGGCGGCGGCGGCGGCGGCGGCGGCGGCGGCGGCGGCGGCGGUGGUGGUGGUGGCGGUGCGGCGGCGCGCAAGACGCCCGGGAGCUCGCCGCUGCUCCCCGGCGUGCGCGCUGCCACCGGGGAGCCUGCCGCGCAGGACGACGACGCUGUGCCGAGGGGCGUGCUCGCGCCGUCGCCGACGGCGCCGUCCGGGACGCGGUGCUCGCUGUGCGACAUGGCUGGCGAGGCGCCGCUGGAGGGCCCUGCGGGGCGCAAGACGUCGGGGCUGGGGCAGCUGGUGCAGGUUGGGGCGGCGUGGGUGCACGACCAGUGCUUGAGGUGGAGCGGGUCGGUGCGCGCGGUGGGGACGCGGCUGGAGGGCGCGUCGCAGGCGGUGAGCACGGCGCGCAUGACGCGGUGCGCGGGGUGCGGGUCGUCGGGCGCGAGCCUGGGGUGCAUGGGGCGGGGCUGCAACGCGGCGUUCCACCUGCCCUGCGGGCGCCUCAAGGCCGGGGCGUACUUCCAGGCGCGGCCGUACAAGUUCUUCUGCCCCGCGCACGCGAGCCAGGCGGGGCCGGGGCCCGCGAGCCCCACACCCCCCCCCCCUGACAACAGGGCCAAGGCCGACGGCGCCGCCGAGGCGGGCCUCGGGAUCCUCGGGAACGUCGCGGGGAUGGAGGGCAACGACGGGCGGCUCGCGGAGUUCGCGGCGGCCGCGCAGGCCGAGGGCGGCAUGCUGCCCCCAGGCGCGGACGGCGCGGCGCGCGGCGCGCGGGGGCGCGGUCCGGGCGCUGCGCGGUGUGCGUCCGGCAGAGGAAGGGCCGCUGCGGCACGGAGUCCGCGCCGCGGCAGUGCCUCAAGCGCACGGACUCGAUGGGGUACGUCUCGGGCGGGUCGCGGCCCUCGGGCGGCGGCGGGCCCUCCACGCACGGCAGCUACAGCGACCAGGAGGACGAGGUGCCCGAGGGCCGCGGGGCGCGGCAGCGCGUUCCUCCGGGCGCGCGGCGGGCGCAGAGCCGGCACGCCUCGGCCGGCGCGCUCGACACGCUCGGCGGCGGCGGCGCGAAGGUGUCGGCGGCGCAGGCGUCGGCCGGGAUCCACGCGUCCGGCGCGAGCGCGACGGACCUGA
This is a messenger RNA of Pedinophyceae sp. YPF-701, 2919 nucleotides long. The record is from the annotation of a GenBank genome assembly. Lineage: Eukaryota; Viridiplantae; Chlorophyta; Pedinophyceae.